AUGUCAACCUCCACUGCGUCCGCCCCGGAUACCGAGAGCAGCGUCCCCUCGCGUGGCGAAAAGCGCGUUCGCUCUCCCUCCUCCUCCCCACAGCCGGCCCGGCAUCGACCCGCUCCCACGGAUAGCAACGACCAAUGGCAGUUGGACGCUGCCAGCAAUCAGUCUAACGACAAGUCAGCCGUCGAACCAGGCGUUGACACAAAGAUCCAGUUGCCCUCCAUUUUUGCAGCUCUCGAUGAUCCUUACCGCAACGAAAUGCGUCGAUCCUCCCUCCCCAUAAACCCGGACUCCAACCAAGGACGCCACAGACACUCUCCAUACCCUUCUCCCAGUCUCCGCAAAGCCAACCCUCCCGGGGCACAGCCUAACGUCGGUUCUUAUCAUUUCCCUUCCUCAGAUAUCCCUCAGUCCAGCGACGACAAAGCUUCCGGUCGCCCCAGGCUAGAUACCCAUCUUAAUUAUUCUUACGGAGAGCCCUCUCCCUAUGGCAAUACCCAGCUCCCCGGUUCCGCCCCUGCUAGUGUCCAAGUUUCCUCCUCUCCCGCCUUCGCUUCCUCGCAGUCCGUCUCAGAAUCCCGUUCUCAAGGCACGGCCCCGCCAGGGCCCCCUGGACCGUAUUCCGAUCAUCCCUCCUGGCACAACGCCCCUGGCGGCGUCGUCAGGCCCAGUUCGACCCCCGGGCAUAAUGCUAACGGAGGCCAUGGCCAGAAGUACGACGACUCUAUUCGCCACGGUUCGUUCAGUGCCGGCAGUAACCCAUCACCUCCCUACAGCAACAACGGUGGUCGUAUUUCCGGACCACCUGAGCGUCGAGGGUUUACUGGCGGAUCUGGGGGUAAGCCCGACGACUGGUCGUUCCCCCCUCAGGAUUAUGUCCUUCCGCCCGGUAACAGCAACUCCUACAAUGCUAACUCCAGUCCGACGCCGGUUCCCCAGCUUGCUCCUGCUCCAGUCUCGUCAGGCACGCCUAUUUCUCGGUCCCCUCAACAAGGACCCGUUAGCGGCUCCACACUAGUCGAUCGCCCCACGCGUAAACGAGGCAAGCUGCCCAAGGAGACGACCGACUACCUCAAGGCGUGGCUUCAUCGGCAUUCUGACCAUCCAUACCCCAGCGAAGAGGAGAAAAAGCAACUUUGCCACGCUACCGGUCUGAGCAUGAGCCAGGUAUCGAACUGGAUGAUCAACGCUCGCCGUCGAAUUCUGGCCCCGAUCCACAAGGCGCAGCAAGCGCCGACGACGUCCGCCCCAUACCCUCCUAGUUCUCGUCAGCCAGCUGUCCCAAGCAUGAGCGACCCGAUGAAUGGCCGUCGUCAGUCGGGAGCUGGCAACGACAGUCUGCAGUUGUAUCACCCAAUGUCCUUACAGUCUAUGCCCGCCACACAGCAUGGCUCCGCUGGCAACGAAUACCUGGGGCCCAACAGCCGUUCUCUGCUUGGGCAGCCUGUUGGUCGAGGCACUCACCCGUAUAACGGAGGUAAUAGUAUGGAACUAUCCCAGAAUAGGGCAGGGCUAUCGUAUGGUCCCCAGCAUGGUCAGUCUGGUGGCCACUCCAAUCAAUAUCUCUCCUCUACCAUGCCCAUCUCCGCGGGACCGACCUUGCCGCCUAACCCAUAUGGGUCUCAAAACCUUGCUGGCCAUCAUUCCCAGAUGUAUCCCCAACAUCACUCGUCGAUGUCCUCGCAAUACGUAUCAAGCCCUUCUCAUGGUUCUACCAGACUGCCCCCGCAUCCAAGCGACUCGCAGGCGCACGGUUAUUACAGUGAAGGUGGUCUAUCCCAAGGACAUUCCUAUCGGGCUCUUAAUGACUAA
Coniophora puteana RWD-64-598 SS2 is the source of this 1809-nucleotide messenger RNA. RefSeq lists its product as uncharacterized. The coding region runs from base 1 to 1809 and encodes 602 amino acids. NCBI's taxonomy places the organism in Eukaryota, Fungi, Basidiomycota, Agaricomycetes, Boletales, Coniophoraceae. Gene Ontology annotation, biological process: regulation of transcription by RNA polymerase II. The transcript has 2 exons. Gene Ontology annotation, molecular function: RNA polymerase II cis-regulatory region sequence-specific DNA binding; DNA-binding transcription factor activity, RNA polymerase II-specific. The record is from RefSeq and is a predicted model, not a curated record.